Nycticebus coucang (slow loris) is the source of this 3156-nucleotide messenger RNA. It is a transcript of the gene CKAP2, whose product is annotated as cytoskeleton associated protein 2. NCBI's taxonomy places the organism in Eukaryota, Metazoa, Chordata, Mammalia, Primates, Lorisidae. Bases 328 to 2133 code for a protein of 601 amino acids. The record is from RefSeq and is a predicted model, not a curated record. The transcript has 7 exons. Gene Ontology annotation, cellular component: microtubule cytoskeleton. Gene Ontology annotation, biological process: negative regulation of microtubule depolymerization.
AAUAAGAUUAUCAAGUGUUUAUAUAUCUGGGGAGAGAAUGUUAAGAAAAUAAGCUUUGAAGUCCUCUGCCAUUUGUUUACACUAUUAAAAACUAUUAAAAGUCUUGCUCAGGACAAAUAAAUCUCAACUCAGGUCUUGCUUAAAUUUAAAAUUAUGAAUUCAGUUAAUUGUUAGUAGCUCCCUAGUCUUGCUAAAAAGGAAACCACCUUGGCUCAGGAGUGAUUGAUUAAUUCUUUUAUUUUUUUAAGUACUAGACGCAGCCAAAGAGUAGUAACUUCUGAAGAUCAAGGCCAAGAAAGGACAGAAAUUCUGAAUCCUAAAGCAAAAAUGGCUAACAAAGAAAAUGUAAGUCGACUUCCAGGGAGCAAAAAUAAUACAAUUGUGGGGAAAAAGUAUAUUCCUUUAAAAGCUUCUAAUGAAUUAACCAAUUCAACUGUAAUAAUUGACACACAUAAAUGUGAGGAUAAUAAUAAAAUUCUGCGGUUGUUACCAAAUGAUGAUAAUCUCCAAAGUCAACGUAUGACACUGAGCCAGGUAUUUCACCUUAAAAACAAUAGUAAAAAGAAACAGAUAACAGAAAAACCAAAGCAAAAUGCUAAUAUGCCCAAGAAACUUGUACUCGGAUCUUAUCGUGGCCAAAUUGUUCAAUCUAAGGUUAAUUCAUUUAGAAAACCUCUACAAGUCAAAGAUGAGAGUUCUGCAGCAACAAAGAAACUUUCAAGUAUUCCUAAAGCCACAAAGCCUCAGCCUACAAACAGCAGUGUAACGGUGAAAAGUGAUAGAAGCUCAAAUAUUACUGCUCCCACUAAGUCUGUGAGCACUACGUCUCAGAACGCACAACUUGUGCGACCCCCUAUUAGAAGUCACCAUGACAAUACCCAGGGCGCCAGGAAACAAGCCUUCAGUAGAACCUCUGGCAACAUUACAACCCGGAAAGGACCUUGCGAAAAAGAAUUAUUACAGUCCAAACCAAUUUUGUCUAAUAUCAAAACCAGUUCUUCUCAGGACAUUAAAAGAAACGGGGCCCUGUCUAGAAACACAGCAUCUGAAACUAUAGACAGACCUGCUUUCUCUUCUAAUUCCAAACUGAUAGAAAAGCCGAAAUCCACUCACCAGCGAAGAUACACUACAGCAAACGCAACUGUGGAUAACAGAUCAUCUCGACCCAAAGAAACAUCAGAAGAGAGAAAAGCUCGUCUGAGUGAGUGGAAAGCUGACAAAGGAAGAGUGCUGAAGAGGCCCCCUAAUGCAGUGGUUACUCACCACUGCGAGCCUGAAGGACAAAAUGAAAAGCCAGUUGGAUCUUUCUGGACCACCAUGGUAGAAGAAGAUGAACAAAGAUUAUUUACUGAUAAAGUAAACAGCACAUUUUCUGAAUGCCUCAACCUGAUUGAUAAGGGAUGUCCAAAAGAAGAAAUACUGGUCACACUGAAUGACCUGAUUACAAAAAUUCCAGAUGCCACAAAACUUGUUAAAUAUUGGAUAUGUCUUGCACGCAUUGAACCAAUCACAAGUCCUAUUGAAAAUAUUAUUGCAAUCUAUGAGAAGGCCAUUCUGUCAGGGGCUCAGCCUAUUGAAGAGCUGCAACCCAUAAUUGUAGAUAUUCUAACAAUGAAGAGUCAAGAAAAAGUUAAACUCGGAGAAAAUAUUGAGGCUUGUGCAACCAAGCAACAAAUCCAAGAAAUCAGCUGUGGAGAUACAGAGCCAGGACAACCAGAGACAGAGAAAGAACAUCAUAGAAAUGUGAUGUUUCGAGAUUGUCAAGAAGGGCAAGAUGACAAUACGAAAGAGCCAGCUGAUAAUGUUAAAACCCCCAGUGCAGAAGCUAGGGCAAGUUGCUUAAUUAAAUAUAUUGUAUCUAAUACACCAAACUUACAAAGUGGGAAAAAGGUGCAAUUUGACAAAACAGAUUUAAUAUUUAAAGAGCUGAAAUUUUUAACACCAGUGAGACGUUCUCGGCGUCUUCAAGAAAAGGCUUCUAAAUUGCCAGAAAUGUUAAAAGACUGUUAUCCUUGUGUAUCUUCGUUGGAACAGUUAACAGCGUUGGAAAGUGAAACUGAUGCUUUUGUUUGCCGCCCUAACGUAGCACUGUGUGGGAUGUACUCCGAGACUGAAACAACAGAAAAAAAAUAAAGGUCUGCUAAGGAAUAGGGUUUCAUUAUUCCUAGGGUGUUUUGUUUUGUGUAGUUUUGUAUAUCCGUAAUAUCAGGAGUUGACCAAGUACCUAUGUAUCCUAAGCAUUCUGGCAGUGAGCUCCCUUACCAACAGUCACGUUACAGGAGUUUUUACAACCCAGACUGCUGUGCCUUUGUAUCAUGAAUGAUAUGAGUCUGUGUCUGUGGUCUCUCGGCCGCUUUAGAUUGUACCUGCGGCCACAAAGAAGGAUGGUUUACUAUGGAUCCCAUUUCUAGGAGAAGCUACUUUGUAUAAGAAGGAAAAGAUGCUAAGUUUAGUGGAUAUUCAAAAUAUUAAUCCAAGUUGGUUUUUUGUAACUUGACUUAGAUAAAAUGCUAAAAUUUUAACUUUAGAGAAAACAUCACUGUUAAAUUGUGUCCCCUAAAACAAGAUAGUUAUAUAGUAACACUUUUCUUCUCCCCAUUCACAAAUACCACCAAGUAAUACUGCUUUUUAAUUAAUACUACUACUUAAUGGCGUAUUUCCCCUAUCAACUCUAUAAUUAAUGGCAUAUUUCCCCUAUCAACUCUAUAAUUUCAAAUAAGUGAAUUUUUAAUCAUAGGAGAUUAUUUUAGAAACUAGGUAUAUAAUAUGCAUGUGAUUGAACAUCACAUAUUUGGUCUCAUUUAGGUUUAUUCCAUGUGCAUAAAAUCUCUGCACUGUUGUCUUAUGUUCUAGACAGUAGGAUUGUUACUCUUAUUACCUGUGUGCCUAACGUGCAUACAAUAAAAAUAUCUGAUUUUUAUAAGUGAUUUCCCAAAGAUGUGAUAUUUACUUCAAUAAAUAUUUUAUGAAAUGCAGCUGAACUACAGUGAAUUUGAGCUUUGCUUUUGAAAUACAUUGUAGUGAGAUUUGAUUUGGGGGUUUUGACGCAUGAAUUAAGUAUGUGCAACUUAACUUUUUUUCACUUUAACAGAAACAACAACUAUGUUCUUUAGUUUGUUUUUCAUACUUUGUAUGAUGAAUGACCCAAAAGAUGUU